ACCAGUAGCAAAUUUCUGUGUGAAAAAAAAAUUGAUGUAAACAGAGUUGUGAAAAGUGUAUAUAUCACCAAACAGACGUCAACAGUAUAUAAAUCAUCAAAAUGUCUGAUCAGAUUCCAGUAGAUAAUCAAGAUGUCAUCUUUGAUAGUGCUGAAAGUAUCACUGGUACUUCAGAAACAACCAAUACCGAUGUUGGAUUGAUUGAAUCCAGUAGACUUGAAGAAAUGGAAAAGGAAGCUCAAAGAUUAAGAGAUCUACAUUCACAAUUAAACAGUGAUAGCACUGAUGGGGCUCCACAAACUGAUGAAGAGAAAAGAGAUAUUGAUUCAAGAUCGAUUUAUAUUGGUAAUGUUGAUUAUGGAUCAACUCCAUUAGAAUUGCAACAACAUUUUUCAAAUGCUGGUAUAGUUAAUAGAGUUACUAUUUUAAUGAACAAAUUCACAGGUCAACCAAAAGGGUUUGCAUAUUUAGAAUUCUCUGAUAUGGAUGGAGUUAAUAAAGCAGUUGCUACUUUAGAUGGAUCAACUUUCAGAGAUAGAGAAUUAAAAGUUAGUGCUAAAAGAACUAAUAUUCCAGGUUUAAGUACCACAAAUAGAGGUGGAUCUUUCAGAGGUGGUGCAAGAGGCGGUAGAGGUGGUAGAGGUGCCUUCAGAGGUGCUCGUGGUGGUAGAGGAGGAAGAGGUGGUAGAGGAGCCUUCAGAGGUAAUAGAUUUACUCCAUACUAAUUACUAUUAAAUCUGCUUGCUUGAUUGUUUCUCAUGUAUUAUAUAUAUUGUAUAUAUAU
Messenger RNA from Scheffersomyces coipomensis, 784 nucleotides. RefSeq lists its product as uncharacterized. Gene Ontology annotation, cellular component: cytoplasm. The record is from RefSeq and is a predicted model, not a curated record. Gene Ontology annotation, molecular function: poly(A) binding. Bases 102 to 725 code for a protein of 207 amino acids. Lineage: Eukaryota; Fungi; Ascomycota; Pichiomycetes; Serinales; Debaryomycetaceae. The transcript has a single exon.